AUGUCUCACUUCGCAUGUAAAAAUGUAGAAUUCAGAUAUAAAGGAAAGAAGUACAACCAAGACUUCAUAAUCCUCCCCUUAGCCAAACUGAACCUGAUAUUGGGAAUGGAUUGGCUGGCCAAACAACACGUAGUAAUUGAUUGUAGCAGCCGAAGUAUAAUAGUCAGCAGGGACAUGAUGGAGACCCCACUCCCCAAUACUCCACCGGUCGAAUUAGGAGAUUGCACUUUCAUGCUAAUAGCUGGUCUAGUAGGUGCGAGCGAGACACCGUUGAUGAACAUUCCCGUGGUCAAAGAAUUCGAGGAUGUAUUUCCUGACGACAUUACCACAUUUCCCCCUGAAAGGGAAGUGGAGUUUUCUAUUGAACUUAUUCUCGGGACUGGACCAAUCUCAAUUGCACCCUACCGUAUGUCUCCCCUUGAAUUGGUAGAAUUGAAGAAGCAGCUAGAAGACCUGCUAGGGAAGAAUUUCAUCUGA
Messenger RNA from Gastrolobium bilobum, 477 nucleotides. RefSeq lists its product as uncharacterized. The transcript has a single exon. The record is from RefSeq and is a predicted model, not a curated record. Lineage: Eukaryota; Viridiplantae; Streptophyta; Magnoliopsida; Fabales; Fabaceae. The coding region runs from base 1 to 477 and encodes 158 amino acids.